AUGGCCCCCGACCCCAGGUACCCCGAUGCGAGCGCGGCGGCGAACGCCGGUGGUGCACAAGCGCCCGGAGUCGGGUUUGAUGGCGUGCAGCAGCCCCAGUUCGCGCCUCCCGCCGGGUACGGUGGCGUGCAGCAGCCCCAGCUUGGGUCCUACCCGCCAGCCGAUGGCAAGGUCGUCUCGCCUUCCGGGUACCCCAGCGUGGCGCCAGUGGGUCAGCAGCUGCCCCACGGCUACCCAGGAGCGCCGCCGCCAGGCCCCGGCACUUACCUGCCGGCUGGCGCGCCGCCGCCGCCGGGCGGGCUGCCGCCCCACUCGACGGUCGGCCUGCCCAUGGGCGGGGUCCCGGCCGCUGGCGACAAGAUCGGUCCCCUGGGCAUCACCGCUUGGGUGCUGUUCGUGAUUGGCAUCAUCUUCCCCAUAUCCUGGGUGGUGGCCUGCUUCCUGCCGCUCUGCGCCAGGAGGGGCGCCAAGGGCCCCAAGGACGCGCUGGCCGUGAGGCGCGCCGCCAUCGCCAGCUCGGCCGCGCUCUGCGUGUACCUGGUGCUCAUGGUGGUGCUGGUGUCGAUGGGCUCCACCAAGUGGAAGCGCAACAUCUGCGUGGACAGGAACGGGAACCAGUUCUAUUGCUGA
Messenger RNA from Monoraphidium neglectum, 630 nucleotides. RefSeq lists its product as hypothetical. The transcript is spliced from 5 exons. The record is from RefSeq and is a predicted model, not a curated record. Bases 1 to 630 code for a protein of 209 amino acids. Lineage: Eukaryota; Viridiplantae; Chlorophyta; Chlorophyceae; Sphaeropleales; Selenastraceae.